UCUCUAGAGUACUCUUCUAACCUCUAUAUUCUCUAUGAACAUCAAAUAAAUUUUAUUAAUUUCUAAUUAUUCCAAUUAAUAGAUUUUUAUUUCUGAUUUAUGAAUUUGCAUUAUUCAUAUUAUUGUUACAAGAUUACGAUGAAAAUUAAGUUAAUACCGUCACUUUUUAUUUCAAUAAAUCGACACAAAUAUUAUACAAAACGCUUAUUAUUUUUAAAUCAACCUCAUUUCUAUUUGGCCUUAAAUAUGCAUACCAAUUUUUCAAAAACAAUGUUUAAUAUUACCAAGAGGUAUAAGAGCAGCAAUCAAAGAAUUCCAAAGCAAUUCACUAGUACUCCAAUAACGGAAUCCGCUAUUGAUGACGCAGAUGAUUCAACUUACGAAACAGAAGAUAAAGGGAGCAAAAUAAUGAAUAUUUCUGUAAGUUCUUUGAGGAUUGAUCUGAUGUUAAAGACUGGACUCAGAAUGUCUCGAAAGAAAGAUCAAAAACCAUAUAUGUCCGCUUUAUUGUGUUCACACUGUAUAUAAAUAGCCAGGACAGUGCUUUUAUUCCUCAGUCUGUUCUCGCCCUUUGAAGCGGAGAGAUGAUACAGCUGUAAUAUCAACGGGAAAACGUGGAAGGAGGUUGAAAUCAAGAUGAACAAAUAUUUAGAAGACGUUCCUAUAUGGCUUAAGCUUAACAAACUAACAUUAAAUGAAAAUGGACCAUAACAAAAUAGACAUCUUGGACGUUACGGACAUGGGAAAUUCCAAAGUCCUCAUAAAAUUCAAAGGACAAAAAGAAGACGCCAUGAACAGCUUCAUGACACAUGGACCAUGCGUAAUCGCUUUCACACCAACAGCCACACCAAACAUGUAUAUAGCAAACAUCGAGUACGCAAAAGAAGAGAAUAAGAUCAGGGUGAUUAAAACAUACACAAAGUCAAAAUCACAAAGCAUAAUGGAGAAAAUGGGCUACAUAGAAGGCAAGGGCUUAGGCAAAGAUCUACAAGGUAGAACGGACCCAGUCAAAGCCGUACCAAAUGAAUACAGACAGGGCUUAGGUGCUACCAACCUAAAUUAUUACUCGGUCCACAAUGACACAAAUUUUGUCAUUGAACAAGAACAAGGACCACCAACCAUCAUAGAAGAACCAGGAGAGGUAAUGAGGGUCAGCAAAAUCAGUGAAAAAUCCAUAUCAAUAAGCAUAAGGGGAAACCCAGACGACAUAAAAGCAAACUUAAAACAAUUUGGACCAUGUGAAAUAGAGAAAGUUUAUACGGACCAACAAGGCCACACCAAACUAGUAGUGAGAUACCAGAUCCCUCUGCAUAACAAGAAAGCAGUGGAGUAUGCAACAGCAAUAAUAAAAAAAAAACCAUAGAAUAACCAAUACCAGAUAUCCCUACGCAGACAACACCAGGAGCAGCAAUAAACAUACCACUGGUCCUUCCGAUAUUACCACUGUUACCACCAGCAGUUCGAUGACCGCUAUUCGCAACGUCAUUAACAACAUCAUUACCAGCACGACCACAGAAAUAGCCAAGCGUAAAACCAAUACCGAUGCCAGAAAUAAUAACAGGACCACUGGAUGACACGACAGGGCUAAGAUUCUGUGCCCAGGUACCUUUUGGCAUGAACUCUGAAACCUUCGGAAGGAUAUUUGCUGUAUUUGGCCCUCUGGACCACAUAACUUUUGUCCUACACAAAAAGCAGGAACAUAACACACCACUCAGGAAGUACCUAGCCUUCGUGCAGUACUUCGACAAGGGGGAUGCCAAGAAAGCAAUAGACCAUUGCAGUGAAAGAUUCAAACAAAAAUGGGCAUCGCCACGGCACCUCAAGAAGAACGAGACACAGUACAGAAAAAAACACAGUGUAUGCGGCAGAAUGAGCGAUUAUAGAAACAAAGAACACCAUGCUUAUGUAAAAUACAAAAUGGAGAAACACUAAAACAUCACAAAGAGUGUGGCAAAUACAUACAAUACCAACACAUGGAAGCUCACAAACAACAUUGCAUAAGGGUCCAAGAGAACCCAAAAGAAGAAAAUAUGACCACAGAAGACGAAUUAAUAAGCAGGGACCAUUCAACAUCACCUGAGUAAUCAUAGUGGAGGAAAUAGACCUAGAGGAACUACCACAAGGACAUGAUGAAACAAACCCACUAGGAACAACAAUGGACCAAAAUAUUAAUCCAGUCAGUGAUCCAGAACGAAUACUCUGGGUACGGGAAAAUGACCGACAAAUCAACGAGGAAGAAGAAGACAGAAUGAGCAUCUAUAGUUACACGCGAUUAUCACAAUAAAAUUUUAUUUCAUUACUUUUUUUUAUCUUUCUAAAUUUUUUCUAUUAAUUCACUUUGUACGUGGCACAAAAAAAGAAAACUAGGGGGACCCAAAGAAAUAAACAAUAUAUUUUUGUACUUUUACAUUACACCAAGUUUAAUUGUAACCCUUAUGUAUGCAUAUAAAUAGAAUAUAAAACAUAAAAUUGUACACUAACAAAAUGAAGUAUUUAGACAUAAGACAACUAAUUAGCGCAGAUGAUCAAAAGUACUAACAAUUUAGCAUAUAAGGCAUCUAAUGUAGGGCCACGGACCACAGCAACAAAAGUAAGUGGAAUAUUAGUUAAAACCCACGUCCAAUAUCAAUAAAUAAUACUAAGGGAA
Molecule: messenger RNA, 2647 nt
Organism: Nasonia vitripennis (jewel wasp)
Lineage: Eukaryota; Metazoa; Arthropoda; Insecta; Hymenoptera; Pteromalidae
Exons: 5
Coding region: 695-1363 (222 amino acids)
Molecular function (GO): RNA binding
Source: RefSeq, a predicted model, not a curated record